This is a messenger RNA of Aspergillus eucalypticola CBS 122712, 1522 nucleotides long. Its product is annotated as NmrA/HSCARG family protein. Lineage: Eukaryota; Fungi; Ascomycota; Eurotiomycetes; Eurotiales; Aspergillaceae. The record is from RefSeq and is a predicted model, not a curated record. The transcript has 5 exons. Bases 435 to 1433 code for a protein of 332 amino acids.
UUUUAAACCAAGUCCACGGCUUUAUCUGUCCAUUGAUCGAAGUCCUCUUUGUCUCACCAUGCAGACGGACUCUCCCCACCAUCCUUCCUCCUCAUUGAGGCCGAAUGCUGGAAAAGCCGCAGCUGCAUCGCUGCCAUACGCGCAUAUGCGACAUGCAGACACCAUUCGCCCUGUUGGCUUGAACGUCUUCGGGUCAGCCGAACAGCCUGUCCCUCUCUAACUUGCUCAACCCAAUUAGUUCCACGGCUUAUGAAGUUGUCUCACCGCAGGGGUAGACGUUCUGGCGAGGAGGCACCCUUGAUGAAUACAAAUAUACCGUCCUCCCCUCAGGACUUCGUCUGACAACGUUGUCAAGUCUCUUCGGUUGUCUAUCUCGAGCAUUUCCCAUUCUAGUUCAUCUCAGCCUCCUUGUCUCGCAUUGUUGGCGUAUAAGUAUGGCUCCUCUGCAGAAAGUGAUCGUGGUUUACGGUGCCACUGGUGUCCAGGGGCGAUCCGUCGCCCUCUCCCUCCUCAAGAGCCAGCAGAACUUCGCCGUCCGGGCACUAACUCGGAACCCCCAGUCGGAAAAGGCGAAGGAAUUGGCCCGGCUAGGGGCUGAGGUGGUCAAGGCUGAUGGAUUCAACGAUAACGACAUGCAGAAUGCCCUGUCUGGCGCCUGGGGAUUCUGGCUCAACACCCACCACCAUGACCCAGCGGUAACGCAACCCGGUGGCCCGACUGACGAAGAUCUCGGCAACCGCCUCAUCGAGAUUGCGGCCAAGGCAGGCGUAAAGGUCUUCAUUUACAGUACCUGCGAGUCUCCUGCGAUAUUCACCAAAGGCGUCGCGCCCGUUCCGGGCAUGGAUGCCAAACACCGAUGUGAGCUGUAUGCUCGAACCUUCAAGGAAUUCGACGCCGUCAUUGGCGCUUUCCCCGGGUGGUACUUUGAGAACUAUGUCACUCCCGAGUAUGCGCAGGCCUUCGGUGGCUUCCCUAUGUUCCCAGACGACGAGGGCUACCUGACCUGGCACGCUCCCUUGGUGGGCGGCGAAGGCAAGGUCCAAACGGUCUCCAUUGAGGACGAUUUUGGUGAGAUGGUGCACGGAAUGUUCCUGAACCCGCUGAAGUGGAAAAAUAAGACCAUUCAGUGCGUGAGUGAUGCGUUCACAUAUGAGGAUAUGGUGAAGACGUUCACUGAGGUCACGGGGAAGAAAGCUCGCUACGUUCCCAUGGCCUCGGCGGAUGACCUCCCAACCCAUGGUAGCACUGUCCUCAUUGAGUUGCAGGACGUCUUCAAAUACACCCAGAACAACAAUGGCUGGUUCUUCGGCAACCCCGACGACUUCGCAACCUGCCAGUCACUCAAGGACGAGGCCCGCCGGGAUAAGGGUCUUGAGCCGGAGCCGGUCAUUUCCAUGACCAAGUACUUCAUCAAGCACUACGGACCCAACUAAACCGGAAGGAUUGGAGGCAAGAUGCAGCGCUGUUUCAACUUGCUAGAGAGACGUUUAUGUGCAACAUCAAAAAUAGCGAAUAAUACCAG